CCCCCGUCCCCCGUCCACCCCUCCACCACCACAACCACACCGCUCCCACUCCCCCGCACUCCUGAUGAGUAACUGAGAAUACAGUACAGUACGGUACAGUCCAAGCCGCUGCCGUUGCUGCUGCACAAAUGCCUACCCAUGAUACCAUCCCAUAAUUAUCCCAUGAUACCAUCCCAUACAUGACAUACCCACCAUACCCACCAUGCCAUACAUGCCAUACAGACAAAACCCCCUCCCUCCUCCGGCGGCACAGUGCUAUAUCCGCUCCGAUCUCCGAUUCGACUCAUCGGCAUGACGGCGUGCCGGUAUUACCGCUGGCCUUGCUCCUCUCGUGCUCUCUCUCGGAGAGCAUUUAUCAUCCCCCUCCUCCCCUCCUCCCCUCCCCUCCCCUCUCCGCCCCGCCCUCCCACACACCCUCCCACUCACCCAUUCACCCCACCAUCCUCCUGCUCCUCCUACCAUUGCCCUCCUCACGAUACGAUAAACACACAAAGAAAGCGACAAUGCUCCUCCUAACACAACUACAAAACCCGGUCCUGGUGGUCUACAGCGUAUUCAUCGCCUCGCUGGCGGCGCUGUCGCUGCUGUGCGCCGCUGCGAAAAAGCUCGGCGAGGACUUGAAGAUUAAGCCGCCGGCGUCGAAUCGCGUAUGAACUGAAGAGACAGGCGGAGUUCUUGCUCCGACUUCCGAGAGCGAAAAUUCGGUAUCGCGGAUGGUACAAGGACGGCUUAAUAAUGUGUUUCCUCGAAUCUUCGGUUCUUCUUCAACGACAAUGGCGACAACGACGACAACGAUAGUAACGACAACAACGGCGACAACGGCAAUAACAACGCCGGCGACGGCAAUAAAACAACGGCGACAACAGCGGCAACAACGGCGACAACGGCGACGAC
Molecule: messenger RNA, 894 nt
Organism: Tricharina praecox
Lineage: Eukaryota; Fungi; Ascomycota; Pezizomycetes; Pezizales; Pyronemataceae
Exons: 2
Coding region: 180-653 (157 amino acids)
Source: RefSeq, a predicted model, not a curated record